AUGUCUCUCAAGGCAAUUUCGGCAAAAGAUGCCGCCUCGCUCGACAAAGAUCUCAUGGACAUGGGCGGCUGGUCCCUCGACCAGUUAAUGGAGCUGGCGGGUCUUUCUGUGUCGCAAGCUGUUUGGAAAGUCCACCCCCUGAGUGCAGGUUCUAAUGUUCUCGUGGUGUGUGGACCCGGUAACAACGGCGGAGAUGGACUCGUAGCGGCCCGACACCUCGCACAAUACGGAUACAAACCAUCAGUCUACUACCCCAAAGAGGGCAAAAACGAGCUGUACCAGCGUCUAAAAACCCAACUCCACAACCUUUCCGUCCCCUUUAUAACAGAUUUCGAUGCCGCUCUAAAAGAAGCCGACUUCCUCGUCGAUGCCAUCUUUGGCUUCUCGUUCGGUGGACCACUCCGUGAUCCAUUCGGUGCUAUCGUCUCAAAAAUCGAAUCUUCCAAUGUUCCAGUGCUAAGCGUCGAUGCGCCUAGUUCAUGGGAUAUCCAGAGCGGUCCACCGAAGGAGGGGCCCGGUGCAAAGUUCAUGCCAAAGGCGCUGAUUAGUUUGACCGCGCCGAAGCCUUGUGUGAAGUUUUACUCAGGACGGCAUUUCAUUGGAGGUAGAUUUUUGUCUAAAGACAUUACAGAUAAGUAUGGGUUGGAUAUGCCCCCGUACCCGGGAAUCGAGCAGGUCUUAGAGGUAAAGGUGGAUGUAGAAGGAAGACUUUAG
Penicillium longicatenatum is the source of this 714-nucleotide messenger RNA. Its product is annotated as NADHX epimerase. The transcript is spliced from 4 exons. Gene Ontology annotation, molecular function: NAD(P)HX epimerase activity. Gene Ontology annotation, cellular component: mitochondrion. Bases 1 to 714 code for a protein of 237 amino acids. Lineage: Eukaryota; Fungi; Ascomycota; Eurotiomycetes; Eurotiales; Aspergillaceae. The record is from RefSeq and is a predicted model, not a curated record.